This is a messenger RNA of Cucurbita pepo subsp. pepo (vegetable marrow), 2167 nucleotides long. Its product is annotated as NAC domain-containing protein 4. The record is from RefSeq and is a predicted model, not a curated record. Gene Ontology annotation, molecular function: DNA binding. Gene Ontology annotation, biological process: regulation of DNA-templated transcription. Lineage: Eukaryota; Viridiplantae; Streptophyta; Magnoliopsida; Cucurbitales; Cucurbitaceae.
GUAGGCCCCCAUGAAAGCGUUUUAAGAAUCUCAAAUCCUUAUCUCUCCGCCUCCCCAUUUCCCCUCAUAUUUUUCUUUCGCUUUACUUUGGUUUCAGUGCUUUAUAAUCAUACCUAUAUAAUUUACCCUUCCUUUAUAAAAUAAUAACUCUCUCCUCCCAUUCUCUUUCCCUCAACUCUUUCUUUUCUCUCUCCCUCUCUCCCUCUCUCUCUGGACCAUCUGCGGACAACCAUGAUGGCAAUGGAGCAAAUCUUAUCCGAGCUAAAUGGCGAAGAGUUAAACGAGCAGGGAUUGCCCCCAGGGUUUCGGUUCCACCCUACUGAUGAGGAGCUUAUCACAUUUUACUUGGCUUCAAAGGUUUUCAAAGGCAGCUUCUGCGGGGUGGAGAUUGCUGAGGUAGACCUCAAUCGAUGUGAGCCAUGGGAGCUUCCAGAUGUUGCAAAGAUGGGCGAGAGAGAAUGGUACUUCUACAGUUUGCGUGACCGGAAGUACCCAACAGGGCUAAGAACAAAUAGGGCCACCGGAGCUGGUUACUGGAAAGCCACCGGAAAAGACAGGGAAGUUUACAGUGCAUCCAAUGGAUCCCUACUUGGGAUGAAGAAGACGCUGGUGUUCUACAGAGGCAGAGCCCCGCGUGGAGAGAAAACCAAGUGGGUCAUGCAUGAGUACCGCUUAGACGGCGAUUUCUCUUACCGGCAUGCCUGCAAGGAAGAAUGGGUUAUUUGCAGAAUAUUUCACAAGAAUGGGGAGAAGAAAAAUCCAAUGUUCCCGUGCCACGCUUAUCUCCUGGAGUCUGCUGCUGCUUUAUCAUCGUCCACUACUUCCAACUCCUUGCCUCCGUUGCUCGAGACGACUCCAACAACACUAAUAGAGUGUCAAUCUCAAGCCGCAAUGCAGGCUUUCCAAAACCCUUUUCAGAUUCAUCAGCCUCCUGAAAGCGACCUGAAGAGCUUCGUAACCUCAGUCGUGUCCCAAUCCAACCUCCUUUCCUCGAACGAGCAGCCGUUGCAGCAGCAUCAUCAGCAACACAAACCACCACCACCACCCCCUAUCUCAAUCAACACCAUCUCCAUACCCAGCAAUAACAUAAACCCCAUUGCUAAUGCCAACAGCAACACGUAUACUCCGUCCGCAUCAUCAUCAUCAUCAUCAUCACUGCUGCCAUCGAUUCUCUUCAACUCUCUCCUCUCACAUCAAGAUUCCACAGUACUACUAAAGCAGCAGCAGCAUCAACAACAACAGUGUGAUGUCUUUAAACAGUUCAAAGCGGAGGCCAGCUUUACAACCCAUUUCGAGCCCGCUGAGGCCAACUCAGACUUCAUGGAUAUGAUGAAGAUGCAGCCAAACCCCCCCUCUUACCAUCAACAUCCCUUGUCUUUUGAAAUGGAAUGCAGUUCACCACCAGCCCCCGCUGCUGAGGUGUCUGUUCAUGACAUAUCAACUUCAAUCGCCUUCACCAAGGCCGGCUAUCAGACAAUGUUAGAUCCUCACAUCAACAUCGUCCAUGCCCAUGCCCAUGGAGAAUCUUGGCCUUUAGAUGCUUAACAUCUUUUUUCGUAUUUUUUAACUUUUCGCUUACUUUUUUAGUACUCAAGUACGUGGUUGUAAACUAGUAUGCGUCUGUAGCGUAGCGUCCAAUCUGCGUGUCUGCAUGUACCAAAUAUUUCUUUAAAAUCCAUGCUUUCCCUUCUCUAAAACCCAUUAUCCACCUCUGUACGUAAGCCGAAGACACCCAAUUAUGCUGGGAUUGGGAAUAUAAACAUAAAUGGGCGCUCUAGUGAAGAUCGAGAAUUAGGUGGGGGCAGGUUCAGCUGGAUUUGACACCAUUGAUGGGAUUGCAAGGUUCGUCUCAAGUAUAUUUUGACGUCACCUGCAAUUUAUUAGGUAUUUGAAGUUUGAAGAAGUUGGCAAUGGUACAGUGGUGGUUGCAUGCAUGCUCUUGCUGUGGGCUGUGGGCUGUGGGCUGUGGGUGGGUUGGCUUAGGACUAAGGAGGGGCUUCUUCUGCCCUAGGCCAGCCCUCAGCCUCCUCAUCUCAAUAAUAGCAAUGAACAGGAGCAAUAGGUGGUGGGAAUAAAUUUAAAGAAGCAUCAUUUAGUAAAGAAAAUAAAGCUGUGAUGAAUCUGAAUCACGCGAGUGGCACAGAAAAGUAGCCCCUAAGAAUUAUUA